Messenger RNA from Besnoitia besnoiti, 4491 nucleotides. RefSeq lists its product as uncharacterized. Bases 1 to 4491 code for a protein of 1496 amino acids. Gene Ontology annotation, cellular component: Golgi apparatus; endoplasmic reticulum. The transcript is spliced from 8 exons. NCBI's taxonomy places the organism in Eukaryota, Apicomplexa, Conoidasida, Eucoccidiorida, Sarcocystidae. The record is from RefSeq and is a predicted model, not a curated record. Gene Ontology annotation, molecular function: protein-cysteine S-palmitoyltransferase activity. Gene Ontology annotation, biological process: protein targeting to membrane; peptidyl-L-cysteine S-palmitoylation.
AUGCAAGGGCAGACGCGUGUGGGCGCGGCCUUCUACGCGGGCCCUGCUUCGGCGCGGCGCGCGCCGCCCUCGUCCUGCGCCUCCGCGACCGCGCGGCCUCUGAAGCUGCCAGCGGCGCGCGCGCCGCGCCACCACCGCGCCGGCAUCGCCUUCGAGGAGAACGCCGGCCUACGGGAAGCCCCCGUCCAGGAGACGGAAAUGUGUGUCCUUGUCGCGGCUGAGGAGGACGACGAGCACCAGGACUUUGACUCCUCAGACGGCCGCGCGAUGCCUGUCUGGACGGACGACUCGUCGUCGGCUGUCUCUGCCCCGGAGACGCGCCUGGUGCCUGAGAGACGCGCGCUCAGCCACUGCAGGUGGGCGCAGCCGCCCCCCUGCGCGCGGGCCUCGUCCCGCCCUGGUCCACAACCGCGCCGCGACCUCGCGAAGCCCGACCGAGGAGACGGGACGGCGCGAUUCGUCGUCCCGGCUGUCGUCAUGGUCAUGCGGACUCUCGUGCUUGCGCUCCUCGUCUCCGCGAGCCCCCGCCUCUCGCUCUUCUCAAACCCUGCACCCGAGGCCUUCUUCCUGUGGACCCUCGUCCUCCUCACCGUCCUCGCCUACCUGCGCACGUCCCUCGGAGACCCGGGUUAUCUGAACUACUGUCCGUCGACGCUUCUCUCACCGAGCGAGACGGGGCGUUUGCUGCGGCGGCGGUCAGUCGACUCGCGGGCGCUGGAGAGGAAGAAGUCGCGGGCAGCGGACCUGGCUCUUGCGAUCGAGGACGCGUCCCUUGUGCCGCGCAGAGACGGGGUCGCGAGAUGCCGCGCAGAGAACGGCUGGCGGAGUGCAGGGCGAGACUGUGGAGGCGGAAGCGGAGAGGAGGGAGACUCGAACCCGCGCGGCGGCGUCCGCAGGCCAGAGAGGGACGGAGCAGCCGGCCGUCGGCGCGAGGGCGACUUGGAAGAAGACAACGAGGCGCGCGACCGCGAGGCCAGUCGCGAGGAACGAUACGGCGCGCAGCCGCUCUUCUACUCGCGGACAGAAAGACUUCGCAGACUGGAGGAGGCGUCGCGCGCGGCGAGCCGCUCGCGUCGGGAGCGCACCCCGGCCGAGGAGGAAGACGAGAGCUGGCGGACUGGCGGAGAAACCGAAGGCGGCGAAGCGCUGCAAGAGCUUCUCAGCGGCGAAGAGCGGGGCGAGUCCUCCUGCUUUUCGAGUGAAGAAGAAAACGAAGUCUCAGACGGUUUCCAAGAUUUCAUCGGCGACGACGACACAGUGCCGCCCGACGACGCCUUCCAGCGGCACACCGGCUUUCCGGCCUUCACGAGCACCGACCUCCCCGCCUACCUCCGCCCGCAGGCCUCGACGCCUUCUGCGGAGUUCCACACGGUGCCUACGCACAUGUCUCCUCCGAGCGUCCCCUGCCUUUCUGCGGCGCUGACGCCGCCCUCGUCCGCAUGCCUCUCUCCGCCGGUGGCUCCCGCCGACGUGUGCAGCGGGUUCCCUCGGCCUCACCCGACGGCGGCGCCCGCGGCUGUGUUGCCUCGCGGGUCGUCGUGCGUGUCGCGUUCUUCUUUUGCGUCUUCAGCGGCCUCCCGGGGCUGUCCGCCGCCGCUCUCGCCAGGGGGCGCGGCUGCGGAGCCCGACGAAGAAGCCCCUGCGCUCGGAACGCCGACCUUCCAGUCUCUGCCACCUAUGGGCGCCGGGAGGCCGGCCUCAUCGAGCUCGAGUGAAGGCGAGGGGGACGCGCGCCGAGGCGGGGGGAGGCGCCUCCGCGCGGCGGGCGCGAGUGGCUACCCGUCGCCUUUUUUGCUGCAGCCGAGCGCCGCGGGCAGCCGCGCCGACGGCCCGGCGGCGGCUGCGCCCUCCUUCGCGCGUUCUUCUCCGUCGCUGCCGCCGUCGGCGCACCCGCAGGCGGUGACGUUCUCUCUUCCGGGCGACGAAGGGGCGUCGCGCCGCGGCCUGGAGCCGCUGUCGCUCCUCGACCGGUCGCCGCAGGGAGCGGAGGCGAAAGACUUGGGGACGGUGGGCGUCUACCUGCCGAUGCCGCCGUCGGCGCCCUGCGCGGACCCAGCCGGCGGAGCGAGCCGACGAGCGGAGGUGGCUGGGGGCCGCACGGAGAGCGCGCGGGCGGACGUGGUGAGGGAGGGCAGAGGGAAGGACGCGCGGGCCCUGUAUUUCCUCGAUGAAGUCGAGGAGGAGGAGGACGAGGUCUUUGACGACAUCCCGCUCGCCUCGUCGCCCUCUCGGCCGGAAAUCCUGGUUGGGCGCGCGAGUGACGGCGGGGGUCGCAGCCGCUCGUCGGGCUUCCCGCUCUUCUCCCCUCAGGACCAAGCGUCCGCGCUGGGUCGCGGCGGCUGUCCUCCGUUCCUGCCCUUCUCAGACGUCUACGCUUCCUGCAACCGCGUGUUUCACUUUGACAGCAGCACGGUUCCCGACUCUGCGCUCUCGCCUUCCUCCGUGCUGUCCUCGCCCGCGUACAGCUUUCUGCCGCUCUCCAGGUCGCCCUUCUUCGAUCACGCCGACAGGAGCCUGAGUCGAGCGGCGCCGCGCGCGCGCCGCGAGUCCUGGGGCGGCAUCUCGUCCUCAUCCGACGACGAGGGGCGCUCCGACCCCAAGGAUACACCGGGGCCCGUGGAGGAACCCGAGUCACCGGGGCGCGACGCGAGUCGACGCAGGAGCCGCAGAGCUUCCACAGGCAGCGCGGAGGAGGGAGGCGGGCGCCCGCAGGCCUCGGACGACGAGCUCGCGGCACAGAGACGCCACGGAAGACGAAGCGGCCGGGCGCGACUCGCGCGGUCGGCGUCCAUGUCGCCGCUGGACUUAUCCGAGGAGGAGGCGGGCGCGGCGAGCGGAGGCGAACGGGGCCGCAGAGGCGAAAAGGGAGCCUGGAAGAACAACAGAUUCUCUCUCUUCCUCCACAGCCACAAGCGGACGCUCAAAGGCGACAAGUACCAGCUCCUCAGCGAAGAGGACGACGGCGGCGAGCACAGCUGCGACAGGAAAGAACGCAGACGGCUGAGCGAGGGCGACGAGCGGGGCCGCGCGCCCCUGAGACUGCGCGAAGAAAAGAGGGGAAUCCCGCUAGGACUCCUCAAGGCUGAGCCGCGGACAGACAGCAGGGAGCUCUUGAUUGAGCUCUCGCCUAUCACCGUCUCGCGCCCGCGCCCCGUGGCCGGCCCCACGGCGCCCAGGAGAGACGGCGGGAGAGACAAAAGCGACGAGCGCGAAUGGCGCGCCGCCGCCGUCAGGUCGGGCGAGGGAGGACGCCUCGAAACUGGAGAAGGGAGCAGCGUCUUGAGCGCCAUUCGUGGAGACGAGAGGGCACGAAGCAGCGACGGCGGGGCUAACGGAGGAGACGGCGACUUCAGCUGCGGCAACGACGAGGACUCGGAGAUCGACGAAGACGACCGGAGACUCCGGUCCUGGGCCCCCGAAAAGCCCAGCCGCGAGCCCCCGACGCGGGGUGUCUCCGCGCCCGAGCGGCUCUCCGACGCAGACGGACGGCAGACCAGCGCAGAGACGCCCCGUCGACUUCGCGCCGGUGGCGACGAGGGGGCGUGGAAGGAAGUAGACGAAGAGGAAAGCGACGCUGAGGGCCGGAGACGGCACAGAGGGAGGCGGAAGGCGAAAAAACGCGAACUCCUACAGGACGAUAAGGGCAUCUUCCACGUGUCAAGAAGACAAAUCUACCAAGCCUCCAUCAAACUCCGAUUCUGUCAAAUAUGCUGCAUGUACCAGCCCUUGCGCACGAAGCAUUGCCCUCAGUGCGGCCGCUGCACCCGCACCCACGACCAUCACUGCCCGUGGAUCGGGACGUGCGUUGCGGAGGAGAAUCGCGUCUACUUUUACUUUUAUUUGCUUCUCCAAGCGCUCGAGCUCCUCGUCGUCGCGGGGUUCUACAUCCGCGCCCUCGUCUGGCAAAGCGAAGGACAUAUCCAAAACCCCUUCUACUUUGUGACGCUCUUCUUGACGCUCAUGUUUUGCCUCUUCCUCUCGUGCAUGGUGUCCUGUCUCUUCUGCUACCACACUUACCUGAUGGUCUCCAACUUAACCACGUGGGAGUCGAUGGCCUGGCACCGCAUUUCAUACCUCAAGGAUGUGCCCGAGUCCAAGGGGUCGCCGUUUGACCGCGGUAUCCUCACCAACACAUACAUUUACUGUUUUCCUCCAUCCUGCUGCCCUACGCUUCGAUGCUUCCUGCGUCCGCUCCUCCGUGUUUGUCUCCUGCCCGUGUGGCGGGUCGCGGCCUUCGUCGUCGCCCGCGCCCUGUCUCCGUGUCUCCGCUUCGGGCGCCGGCGCCUGUGCGGCGCGAGGGCCUUCCGCGGGACAGGCAGCGCAGGAAGGGCCGCCCGGGCCCGAACGCGGGCGGAGCGGGCUUACGCGGGGCGCAGGGCGCUGGGCGGGUUCCUGUGCGGACCGAACGGAGAAAUUUGGUGGGAACCGGGUUCAUCGCGGGCCUCGAAGGGCUUUGGACAUUCCUUCUGUCGUCAGCUUCUCGAGGACUGA